UGUUCACACUGCAACGUCCGCCAACAACAGCCGCGCCUCCCUCAAGCGAGCUGACAGGCACUCGGGUACCUGUCACUCUUCCUUCGGGAAUGCACCACCACCAGCCAAGAGAACAUGGUAGUGCCAUGCCGCGUAUAGAAAACUUACAAGAAGACACCAUGAUCCACGUCACCGCGCUUUCUUUCUGGAGAGACACGCGAUCUCGUUCAAUCCAUCUCGUUCCUCUCUUCUUGUUCCCAGUCUUUCAUUAUUUCCUUUAGGCAUUCGUUUGCUUUGAUUGGACUAGAGAAAGAUGCCGGCAACACUCCUUCUUGCUGAGCAACGCUCAGAGUUGAGCACAAGGCAGGCUGAUGCCUCCUUCCACAUUCCUUCAGAUUUCGUUGCCGCGGCCACGAUAUGCCUCUUCUUGACGACAGUGGCUGUGGCCGUGAGGACAUUUAUUACAAUGGUGGAUAUGCGACGGCUACAAAUAGAUGAUUUUGCCACCAUUCUUGCGGGCUUGUGCUUCGUUGUUUUCAUUGCACUCAUGUUCAUUGCCUCACAUGCUGGUCUGGGCCAACAUGUAACCCUCCUCUCCGCCGACGCCGUCAAGAAUGCACUCCUCUACUCAAAUAUCCUCGACAUUGUAUACGCACCGAUCAUGCUCGCUGCGAAGGUUUCUAUCCUCGUGCAAGUCGAUCGCAUGUUCUCUGGCAAUAAGCAGCGGAUGAUUUUCUGGAGUGUUCGCGCCUUGGCCUAUGUCAAUGCUUUCUGCUACACCGUCAUGUUCUUCACGAAUGUCUUUGCCUGCACGCCGCGGGCGAAGAUCCUGGAUCCUACGGUGUCGGGCCGGUGCAUUCCUCAGAACAACCUUAUCGUUGUUUCUAGCACAGUCAACGUGGCUUCCGAUGUCCUCGUCUUGCUUUUCGCAGUUUGGGGUAUUAGCAGACUACAGCUGAGCGGGAGGCGUCAGACUAUGGUAGCGGUUGUGUUCAGCAUUGGCAGCUUUGCAUGCAUUGCCAGUGUCUGCAGAUUGGCAUUUGGUGUCCAGGUUGAUAAGAACCGCAACUACACGCAGACAAUCUGGCCAGUCCACAUGUGGUCGCUCGCCGAGAUCACUGCUAUCAUGUACAUGGCUUGUUGCACAGCUUUCCCUCGCCUUGUCCAGUACAUCCGCGGUACGAAGACCGUCAGGCCUGCGAUCAAGAGUUACAAGACCGAAAAGGACCUCUUCAGCCCUACAUCCAGCUUCUCAAGCAGUAAACCGUGCACCCCCGAACAGAAGCACGGCUGGGGAUCGCCAGUCAUCACACCACCCACUCCACCCAAGGGAUCCCCCAAGAUCACGCCGCCUACUCCUCCCAACGGCUCUCCCAUACUCCCCACCGGCUUCGUCAGCCCCCAAAAGCCCAACCGAGCCAGCGUCCGCGUGACUCCCGGUCCCGCCCAAGGCACCCGCGGCACCCAAAGCGAAGACCGCCCCCGCGGCCCCUUCCGCACGCUCUCCCUCCCCGUCAAACCCUCCAUACCACGCACAUCCUUUCAACUCCCCCCAACACGGCUCGAGCCUAAAGGCCCCCGCCUCAACUUCAGCAUACCCGUGCGCCCUACCCCAGAACAGCUCGCCAACCAGUCGUCCCUCUCCCCCCGCUACGUCCCCGAGGAGAAGACCGCCGCGCUCGCUAAGAAAGCAGAGGGCGCCCUGCAGAAUUACGCCCCCUUCGAGCGCCGCAUUUCCCACCUGUCGUACACCUCGCGCCACACUGCUGCGCUCGAGGAGAUACGGCAAAGCCUCGAGGAAGUAAGACAUAGUCUUGACGGCGGCUUCAUCGACACCACACCCACGCCCACCUCUGAAUCACUCAACGUGCCGCCCACCCCAGGCUCCACCUCAACUUCAACGCCCAAGACACCCACCACCCCGUCACACGGUCACAGCCCGUCCCUCGCGCCUCUGGCGUCUCCCGGUAUGCCGUCUCCGGCGUCGCCAGCCCGCACAGAGUUCAGCGUGCACCUCGUCGAGAGCGCGGUACGCAUGAAGAUCAUGCCCGUGUACUUCGCCCAGCGCCGCAAGAAGAGCUAUGACGCGCGCAUGAGCACGCUGGGCAACAGCGCCAUCAAGCCGAUGCACUCGUUUAAGCGAAGCAAGCACGCGAGAGUGCCCAGUACGCCGGGGCUGCAGACGCAUUUUGAAAUCCCUUGAAUUGAUUUUUCUUGUUUUGCUUCGAGUUUUGGGUCCCACUGGAGUCACUCUUUCCCCGCCAUGGUGGUUAUCUUCUAAUA
Messenger RNA from Paraphaeosphaeria sporulosa, 2262 nucleotides. RefSeq lists its product as uncharacterized. NCBI's taxonomy places the organism in Eukaryota, Fungi, Ascomycota, Dothideomycetes, Pleosporales, Didymosphaeriaceae. The record is from RefSeq and is a predicted model, not a curated record. The transcript has 3 exons. The coding region runs from base 293 to 2182 and encodes 629 amino acids.